Messenger RNA from Grosmannia clavigera kw1407, 630 nucleotides. RefSeq lists its product as uncharacterized. NCBI's taxonomy places the organism in Eukaryota, Fungi, Ascomycota, Sordariomycetes, Ophiostomatales, Ophiostomataceae. The record is from RefSeq and is a predicted model, not a curated record. The transcript is spliced from 2 exons. Bases 1 to 630 code for a protein of 209 amino acids.
AUGCAGAUCAAACUCACUCCCGCUGCUAUUAUGGCCAUCCUCACUGUGACCGCUAUGGCGGCUCCAACCAUCACCGAACCUGCUCAUGUCGAUGAUAGCAUCGCUGCUCGUGGUAAAGCCGCCGCUGCCUAUGGACAUCACCAGGACGAUAUUGCUGCUCGUAGUGAGGCUGUCGCUGCCUAUGGACACAAACAAGAUGACAUCGCUGCUCGUGGUGAAGCUGUCGCUGCCUACGGACACAAACAAGACGACAUCGCUGCUCGUGGUAAGGCUGUCGCUUAUGGACACACACAAGACGACAUCGCUGCUCGUGGUGAGGCUGUCGCUGCUUAUGGACACAAACAAGACGAUAUUGCUGCUCGUGGUAAGGCUGUCGCUUAUGGACACACACAAGACGACAUCGCUGCUCGUGGUGAGGCUGUCGCUGCCUAUGGACACAAACAAGACGAUAUUGCUGCUCGUGGUGAAGCCGUCGCUGCCUACGGACACAAACAAGACGAUAUUGCUGCUCGUGGUAAGGCUGUCGCUUAUGGACACACACAAGACGACAUCGCUGCUCGUGGUGAGGCCGUUGCUGCCUACGGACACAAACAAGACGACAUUGCUGCUCGCGAUUCUAAGAGCAACUGA